CGGCAUGUAGCGUCCGCAGGUUAAAGAAGGGUUGAGCUUCUGUAUGGUCGCGUGGGAUGCAUCCGGGUGCAAUUGCGCCGAGAGAGGGAUGAAUGUGCUGCAGAUGAUUGUCCGUAUGGGUCCCUUCGGGCGAUGAAGUACGGUGUUUGGCUUCUGGCAGUUCCACCACCUCUUCUAUUCUGUAUCACUUCAUUACGGGAGGUGAAUGUCCAGUCUUCCUGCUCUCCUUCGAUCUCCGUCUGUCUGCUCUCCUUCGUCUCCGUCUUCCUACUUAUCCACGCCUUCGUCGUCCUCCGAAACCGAGCUUGGAAGGGGUUCUUGAUAUCGGCGCCUUGGUUUCCGUUUGUGCAGGCGGCCGGUGACCACGAUGAUCUUAAGCACGUAAGUCAGAAGGGUGAAUCGGUGUGCGUGGAGGUGCGCGCCUUCGAUAGUAGUGGCGGUUUGGAGGGAUUAAAGCUCGGAGUCGGGCAAGGUUCGUAGUCGUGAUCGUCGUGGUAGUCGUCGCUGUCGUAGUCGUCGUGCGUUCGGGCUGUUGUACGCCCGUCGCUGUCCUCGCAAACUUGCUCGGGCUCUUUAGUACUCUCACCUCACUUGUGUAAAGACUGUUUAAGGGAGAGUCUUGCGCCAAGACACUCACUGCGUAGCCUGAGGAACGAUGGCUGCCCGUAGCCCAGCCGGAAGUGGAACUGGAACGCGGAGAAUGACGGAGGUUUCCUCUCUGGUACGGUAUCUGCUCGCUGACACAUGUCCAGGUACAACAUCGCCCUUGACUUCGAGACUUCCAGUUUCAGUCCAGACUCUGAUGGAGGACUUCUCACCGGCACAGGGUCGCUGCUGAGGGACGC
Messenger RNA from Zymoseptoria tritici IPO323, 845 nucleotides. RefSeq lists its product as uncharacterized. The transcript has a single exon. NCBI's taxonomy places the organism in Eukaryota, Fungi, Ascomycota, Dothideomycetes, Mycosphaerellales, Mycosphaerellaceae. Bases 133 to 480 code for a protein of 115 amino acids. The record is from RefSeq and is a predicted model, not a curated record.